This is a messenger RNA of Anopheles darlingi, 1767 nucleotides long. It is a transcript of the gene Hat1, whose product is annotated as histone acetyltransferase type B catalytic subunit. The record is from RefSeq and is a predicted model, not a curated record. Gene Ontology annotation, cellular component: nucleus. Gene Ontology annotation, molecular function: histone binding; histone H4 acetyltransferase activity. NCBI's taxonomy places the organism in Eukaryota, Metazoa, Arthropoda, Insecta, Diptera, Culicidae. Bases 380 to 1648 code for a protein of 422 amino acids. The transcript is spliced from 2 exons. Gene Ontology annotation, biological process: subtelomeric heterochromatin formation.
GUUCCGAAAUCACUGGAAAAAAGCGGGAAUUUUUAACAUUUUCCAACAUUUUCCAACAUUUUCGUGAAAAAGUUAAAGGUGAUAAGGGCAAAUUCAAGGCCCCGGAAGCUGGAAUCAAUAGCAGUACUAGGGUAAAUCCUCACCGGAGAAGAAAAAGAAGAGAUCGAUAUUUUUGUGCCGGAACUUUCUCCGCUAAUCUGCAUAUCAGUGAUUUUGUGUGAAAUCACCGUGGUUUCCCCGCAGUUUACGGCUUGGCGAUUGUUGUCCCUGGAAUAAACGUAAAAAUCCGGGCGGCCAGCACAAGCGGUCUUUUGGCGCAAAACUGUGCGUGUCCCUAACCCCUUCGUAAUCGAUCCCUCCGGAAAACCGCGCAGAGAAAAUGUCCAACCUUUCCAGCCUGAAAGGGUAUGUGAGCUGCGCCCUCGAUUGCACCCGACUCCGGUUGGUGCGCAAUGCGGAAGAUCUGAGCAACGAUGAGGGAUGUUUCAAACCGGAGAUGGCCCACCAGAUCUUCGGAGAAUCGGAAAGCAUCUUCGGGUACCGCGAUCUGAAGAUCGACGUGAUGGCAGCGGCCGGACCGUUUGACCUGUACUUCGACAUCAACUACAGCAAGAAGGUGGAAGAGCUACACACGGAAGGCCUAAAGGCGGACGAUGUGGAGAAAGCGCUGGCCGACAUCGUCGAGGAUGGAUGUUUCUACACCAACCGGGACGAGUUCAAGCGGGUACUCGCAUCGAAGGCGGACAGCUUCCGGCCACACGGUACGAAAGUAGAUGAGUUCACCGCACAGACAAGUCCUUCCGCUUCGCGUUCCGAUGGCGACCAGCAACAGCGGCCAGUGCGUACGUUCGAGGUGUACCUCAGCUCGGCCGAUGACCCCGAGUACAUGAAGUUCCACUCGCGGCUGGAAACGUUCUCGUUCUUCUUCAUCGAUGGCUUCAGCCGUGUCGAGAUUGAUCCUCUGUGGUUGUUCUUCACGGUGUACGAACGCUACUCGAUCGAUAAUAACAAUGAAGCUUCAGGCACACGGUUCGCUACGAUCGGAUAUGUGGCCGCAUAUCAGUAUUAUGCGUAUCCAGACAAGAUUCGUCCUCGCAUUAGCCAGGUACUGGUGUUGCCCCCAUUCCAGAAGCUUGGCAUCGCCACACGAUUGAUCGAGCACACCAUCUACGAGUACUUCUCGAAGAAGGAAAAAGUUUCAGACAUUACGUUCGAAGAGCCGAUCGAAGCGAUCCAACACAUCCGCUCGGUGAUUGAUGCCAAGCGCUGCAAGACGUUGCCGGCCUUUGCGAAGGAUAACCUUUUGAACGGCUUUACGAAGGAUAUGCUGCGCGAGGCCAAGGAACACUUUCUCAUUAACCCGAAGCAGUGCCGCGUAGUGUACGAAAUACUGCGCUUGGGCUGUACCGAUCUCGACGAUGAACAGCAGUACCGUACAUAUCGGAUCGAGGUGAAGAAGCGACUCAACAUGAACUACAACAAGCACCGUCGUGAUUUGGCUAAGGCCAAAAAACGGGGCGCCGAUGUGACCGCUGCCUUGUGCGGGCUACCAGGAGUGGCAGAACGCAUCGAAUCGCUGCAUGCAGAGUACAAACAGGUCGAAGAGAUCUACGGUCUGGUACUGCACAAGCUGCUACUCGCUUCUUAGAUUGAUCGAUUGUGUGUUCCAUAUCUAAACACAUUCUUUGUUCCGUUCAUUUGCAAAUGCGUCCUCUUUCUGUCAUUUAAUUUCAUUAAUAAAAUAAUACCAAUUUUGUAUUCGCGAUC